Molecule: messenger RNA, 827 nt
Organism: Drosophila simulans
Lineage: Eukaryota; Metazoa; Arthropoda; Insecta; Diptera; Drosophilidae
Product: replication stress response regulator SDE2
Exons: 2
Coding region: 40-741 (233 amino acids)
Cellular component (GO): nucleus
Source: RefSeq, a predicted model, not a curated record
AGACUAAAAAUAACAAUCGUUAUCGAAAAGGUCGUCGAAAUGGGCAUAAAUAUUUUUAUAAACAGUAAAUAUAUAAUUUCUUGUGGGGAUCACAUUAAAUAUGAUGAGCUGUACAGUCGGAUUGCGGAGAAAAUAAACCUGCAGCCAGAGGAAUACUACUUAGUCAGCAAUGGCAAGCGCUUGGAGGGAGAACUUUCAUCUGGAGAUGUUCACUGCGUUCUCCGCCAACUCGGUGGCAAAGGAGGAUUCGGUUCCAUGCUUCGAGCCAUUGGUGCCCAAAUUGAAAAGACAACCAAUCGCGAGGCUUGCCGCGAUCUAAGUGGUCGUCGUUUGCGGGAUAUCAACGAGGAGAAGCGGGUGCGCGCCUGGCUGGAGAAGCAGGGCGAACGGGAACGGGAGGCCGAGGAGCGUAAAAAGCGAAAGAUCGAGAAACUGCUGGCCGUGCCCAAGCACGACUUUAAGGACGAUAAGUACGACGAAGCCAGGGCUAAUCUGACCGAAAAGGUAAACGACGCCUUCGAGGAGGGACUCAAGCAGGCCGAGGAGAACAAGGAGAAAGGCGUCGAGGAAGCAACUUCCAGUGGCACAAAGAGGAAAUCCCCCGCCGUAGACAAGACCAAGGCAAAAAAGAAGAAAAAGGGCACACUAUGGAUAGGCGAUGACAUCUCUGGAUCCGACUCUGACUCUGACGGCAGCGAGGAGGAGGAGCCAAGAACACAGAAAAAAGCCAUACAAAACUAGAUAAAUAACUUUCGAAUUAAGUAUGUAACUAAGACGUUCUUAUCUCUUAAUUUACCUGAAAUUAAAGCAGCCCGUAAAAAUAUAAA